GUUCGAAGAGAAUGACGUCCUCGUGAUGACUGUGCCAAAAGCUGGCACCACUUGGACUCAAGAGGUCGUCUGGACCAUGAGGAAGAACCCCAACCUUGAUAACCCGACCAGCAGUCUUCCUCUCCACGUGCGAUCUCCCUAUCUCGAAGGUGAUAUUCUUGCUGAAGGACUAAGCGUCGAAGAGAAGGGAGGUUUUGCUGAGGUCACGAAGCAGCAGGGCAAGGAUCCCAACAAGGGCGUGUUCCUCAACAUCGCAAGGGUCGCGGAGAGACCUCGAAUUUUCAAAACACAUCUCUCCUUCUCCUUUAUCUCUGACACGGCGCUCUCAAAGGCAAAGAUUGUGUACACUAUCCGCGACCCUAGAGACCUCUGCCUCUCGUAUCACCAUCAUAUGCGCCUCUUCAAAAAUGAAGGAUACACUGGAAGCCUCGAUCAAUACGUCGAUGCAUUCCUUGAAGACUCAGCAACGAGACAAGAACCAGUCGAUUUCAUGGACGAAGUGUACCCCUAG
Messenger RNA from Hyalella azteca, 511 nucleotides. RefSeq names its product luciferin sulfotransferase-like. Gene Ontology annotation, cellular component: cytoplasm. Gene Ontology annotation, molecular function: sulfotransferase activity. Bases 26 to 511 code for a protein of 161 amino acids. Gene Ontology annotation, biological process: sulfation. The transcript has 4 exons. The record is from RefSeq and is a predicted model, not a curated record. Lineage: Eukaryota; Metazoa; Arthropoda; Malacostraca; Amphipoda; Hyalellidae.